Polychytrium aggregatum is the source of this 885-nucleotide messenger RNA. RefSeq lists its product as uncharacterized. The record is from RefSeq and is a predicted model, not a curated record. The coding region runs from base 285 to 671 and encodes 128 amino acids. The transcript has 2 exons. NCBI's taxonomy places the organism in Eukaryota, Fungi, Chytridiomycota, Chytridiomycetes, Polychytriales.
CUCGACUUUGUGCCCGGCCUGGGAUCGGCCCCGCUGUCCGCAACCGACAUGCCAGGCCCGCCGCCAUCCACAGCCCAUUACAACACUGGAUUCCCCGAGCACCUGCCACUAUAUGAUCCGCCCCCAGGCCGCCCCUCAGCGCGGCGACAUUUCUCUCGUCUCCAUCGCAACUCGCAUCCACUUUCCCGCUCCCGUCUGUCAAGCGCGCCGUCCGUUCUGCUUCUCGCGACUUUCACAAACUCCAUUCACAUCCACCACCACCACCGACAACAACCACCGCCGAAAUGAGCGUCGUUCCGGAAGGAUCCAUCAACCCCAUGGAGACCCAAGGCUAUUCGGCUGGGAUCUUUGAGUGCUUCAAGGAUAUCCCCACUUGCCUCUGCGUCUGCUGCUUGAGCCCCAGCCUUGUGAUCGGUCUGACCCAGGGCGCCAUCAAGGGCAACGGCUUUGACUUUCUGAGUUGCUGCUGUGGAGGCAUUGCUGCCUACCGUCUGCGUCGCUAUGUCCAGAACAAGUUUGGCAUCCAAGAGUCGGAAGACGCCUCCAUGAUCGCCAUCGGCUGCUGCGGCUCCUGCGCCGUCUGCCAGGAUGUCUCGGAGUUGUCAAAGCGCGGCGAACUGUCACUAGGCGGCCAGCCCAAGGGUCGGGAGCCCAUGACGGUCAAGUCUUAGACUCCUCCCUCGUCGCGCAUGAAGCCGCCGGUCGAGCGUGCCGAGCGACCUUGCUUUGUCUGGGGGCCUCUGGCAUGGAAGCAAUCGUUGCGAUGUUCUCAGCGAAAUAGAUCCUCUCCUCUCACUUUUUUGCUGGCCUAACUCGUCCCUCGCGAUUACUCACUUUAUCUGUGAUUACUUCUUCCUUUCGCCUGCUCUCUCCUCCCAUCCUGCU